Molecule: messenger RNA, 1497 nt
Organism: Tupaia belangeri chinensis (Chinese tree shrew)
Lineage: Eukaryota; Metazoa; Chordata; Mammalia; Scandentia; Tupaiidae
Product: olfactomedin-4
Exons: 6
Coding region: 1-1497 (498 amino acids)
Biological process (GO): signal transduction
Source: RefSeq, a predicted model, not a curated record
AUGCAGCCUGUUCCAGCUCUUCUAACCACUUUGCUGUCGUUGCCUCUGGUGAUCUCAGGACAGUCUCAGCUGCUGAGAAGUGUGUCAAGCUAUGUGGACGAAGGUAACACAUGCCAUUGUGUGGUCCACCUGACUAACUACCUCAGCCUCCUGCAGCCGCUGGAGCAGCUACAAAAUUCAGCCCAGGAGCUCAUUGGCAAGUAUGAGCAGGAGCUGUUCAGAGUCAGUAAGUCUGUAUAUACCAACGAAGAUCAAGACAACCAGAUUCUGGACGUACGCCAUAGAACGGAGCCCAGGAAUCCCAGUACCCUUAUCUUCCCCUAUAACACCUCAACCUUCAACCUGCUGCACCUGGAGCUGGAGAAAGCACAGAAGUUGGUGACUCAGCUUAAGGACAAGAAAGGGGUUGAUGGGGCUGAGGGUCUUCUCCACCAGCUCCAGAGUCAGGUGAUGAAUGCCAGUCUCAUACUCAAGCUCCUGACAGAGUCUGAUCCAUGCAACUUCAGUACUCUUCAACAGGAGGUGGAUGUUCUUGAGGGCCAACUAAGCAAGUGUGAGAGGGAAAGGGAACAGCAACAGGCCUCCAGAUACUCUGGUCUACCCUUGCCCCCUGGUUCUUGUGCUCAUAAAGGACUCCUGGCAGUCAGCAGGCCCUUUGUGGUAGGGCUUAAUUGGAAAGGCUUCUCACACAAGGCAGGUUCCUGGGGUCGAGACUCAGCGCCGAAUUCAACCUCUUCACUAUACUGGGUAGCUCCUCUGCAAACAGAUGGCAGGUACUUUGACUAUUACCAGCUGUACAAGUCUUAUAAUGACCUGGUGUUGCUGAAGAACUAUAAGGAGUGGUUUAUGGGCUAUGGCGAUGGCAGUGGCAAUACAGUGUAUGAGAACUUCAUGUACUUUAAUUACUACGGCACAAGUGACAUGGCCAAGGUGGACCUGUCCUCCAAUACCCUAGUGCUGCAGCGCCCAUUGUCUGGUGCCACCUACAAUAAUCGCUUUUCCUAUGCUGGCGUGCCCUGGAAGGCCUUACAUUUUGCUGGUGAUGAGAAGGGGCUGUGGGUGCUCUAUGCCACUGAGGAGAGCAAGGGCAACCUGGUUGUGAGUCGUCUCAACGCCAGCAGCCUCGAAGUGGAGGAGACCUGGCACACCAGCCAGUACAAGCCAGCUUUAUCAGGGGCCUUCAUGGCUUGUGGGGUGCUCUAUGCCUUACGCUCACUGAACAUCCACCAAGAGGAGAUCUUCUAUGCAUUUGAUACCACCACUGGGCAGGAAUACCACAUCAGCAUCCUGUUGGACAAGGUGAUGGAAACGCUGCAGGGCAUCAAUUACUGCCCCUCGGACCACAGACUGUAUGUCUACAGUGAGGGCUUCCUAGUGUAUUACGACCUCACCUUCCUGACCCCAACACGCAAACCACCAAAAUCAUUAGCCAAAUGGCCCUUCGGGGUUCAUGCUUUGUCCAAAUCUGUCAAACCUAUCAUGCCUUCCAAGCCCUGA